Messenger RNA from Amoebophrya sp. A25, 933 nucleotides. Lineage: Eukaryota; Dinophyceae; Syndiniales; Amoebophryaceae. The record is from the annotation of a GenBank genome assembly.
GAACAACUCGAGCCUGCUCCGUCCCGGCAACGUGGCCUGGCCACGAGUUCGCGGGCCUUGAACCUUGAACCUUCUGGUAAUCAUUAUCUCAAAAGCCUUUUUCUCAUAGUCCGUAUUAAGUUGCAGGUCUUCGUAAUAAGAAUAACGCACAAAAAGCUCUCUCUAUCUUUUUGAAGCAGGUGAGAAACAUUGAUGUGCCUGCGCGUCUAGAGCUGGAGUUUGUUUUUAUACCCUCAGCUUAUUUAGUGAUUUGGUCGGCAAGCUUUUCGUUUUUUUCUAUUUCAACGCCCUGCGUAGGAGGUGACAGCGUUUACAUUUUUUUAGACUGUCCACACACUUUGUUCACUGAUUUACUCUAUUCAUGACUGAUUCAGAUCAUUAUCAUCCGUUAGUCUUUCCCGAAAUAAUCAAGUAUAUUGCUGCACAGGAGAAGCGGAAGCAAUCUCAACUAUAUAGAAACUCGUCGCCAAACUCAAGUCGUCGAGUAUUACUCUUUCCCACUGCUUCAUUAAGCAUGGACAUGUCGUUCGGGUUUGUUGAAUGCCAUCUAUCAUAGAAAUUCGCGACCUCUGACAAUUAUCAUAAUGUUGGCCGUGGACAUGACUUGAGAGCUAAGGAAGAAAUACAAUUACCCGAAUAGUAGUAUGCGCGUAAAAAAGUCGACGAAGCUCCACGACUGCCCCAACCGUCGCCAAUUUACACACUGAGUCAGGAAAAUUUAUCAUCGUUGAUUACUCAAGAUCACGAUUGCAAUACGCAGACUUGUGCACCUUUAUGCUGGAGUGGUAUUUUGAUUAGGUGAGAAGGAUGCAGAGGCACACUAGGACAAACAUGCCUAAGUAAUGACUUUCGCAGAUCGCACAAUAUGGCGAGGAGUUUUUUCGUCUCAAUUACAUGCGCACGCGUGGUUUCUAAAAAAACGAACGCGAAGAC